This is a messenger RNA of Humulus lupulus (European hop), 2756 nucleotides long. RefSeq names its product G-type lectin S-receptor-like serine/threonine-protein kinase At4g27290. The transcript is spliced from 7 exons. Gene Ontology annotation, molecular function: protein serine/threonine kinase activity; ATP binding. Lineage: Eukaryota; Viridiplantae; Streptophyta; Magnoliopsida; Rosales; Cannabaceae. The coding region runs from base 70 to 2550 and encodes 826 amino acids. Gene Ontology annotation, biological process: protein phosphorylation; recognition of pollen. The record is from RefSeq and is a predicted model, not a curated record.
GGAAUUUAUUCCAAAUUCAACUAUAUAUUCUGACAGAAAGAAACCCAAAGCAAUUGCAUGUAAUUAAUAAUGGCCGAUGUUAGUAUUCUGCUAAUUAUUUUGAUUUUGCUCUUCCGUACGGGUUCGUUAUCAGUUACUGAUUGCAUCACUUCAUUCGAGUCUACUUUAAGCGAUGGCAUUACUUUGGUUUCUAAAGAAGGAAGAUUUGAGCUUGGCUUCUUCAGUCCAGGUAUUUCGAACUAUCGCUAUUUGGGAAUUUGGUACAAAAACAUCACAGUUCGAACUGUGGUUUGGGUAGCAAACAGAUGCAACCCCAUCAACGACUCAUCUGGCUUGCUAGCCAUAAACAACACAGGAUAUCUCACGCUUUUGGAACAGAAUAAGAGUGUCGUUUGGUCGACAAGUUUAGCCAAACAAGCCAAGAAACCGAAGGUGGAGUUUCUAGAAUCUGGUAAUCUUGUUGUGAGAGAGGAGGAUGACACAAACCCUGCAAACUAUUUGUGGCAAAGUUUUGACUAUCCUUCAGAUACAUUGUUACCAGGGAUGAAAUUGGGAUGGGACUUGAGGACCGGUCUGAAGCGGCGUAUAUCGUCUUGGAAGACAUGGGAUGAUCCUUGCCCUGCAAAUUUCACUUGGGGGGUUGAGUUUUAUAAGCAACUUGAUGUGUUCCCUGAUACAAUUCUUCGGAAAGGGAACGUGGAGUUUUUUCGUUCGGGGCCAUGGAAUGGUGUUAGUUACAGUGGCGGUCCUUCUCUAAAGCCUAAUCAAAUUUUCAACUUCUUAUUCAUAAACAACGAUGAUGAAGUAUAUUACACCUAUGAUCUCAAGAAUAAGUCAGUGAUUUCAAUAAUAGUCAUAAAUGUAACGACUAGUAAAUGGGAUCGAAUGAUAUGGGUGGAAAGCCAGCGAAGAUGGGUGUCAUACUUUACUAAUCCUUCUGAUCUUUGUGAUGAGUACGGCAUGUGUGGAGCCAAUGGGAAUUGUGUCAUAUCUAACAGUCCAAUAUGCCAAUGCCUGAAGGGCUUUAGACCCAAGUCUCAAGAACAAUGGAACUCUGUAUAUUGGCACCAAGGAUGUGUAAGGAAAGUACCACUAAGCUGCAAGAAUAAACAUAAGGAUGGGUUUUUGAAAUUUUCUAGGUUGAGAUUGCCAGAUACUAAACAUACAUGGGUGAACAAAAAUAUGAACUUGAAGGAUUGCAGGGCUACAUGCCUGAACAACUGUUCUUGCGUGGCUUACUCAAACACCGAUAUCAGAGGACGAGGCAGCGGUUGUGCUAUGUGGUUUGAUGAUCUAAUGGAUGUUAGACAAAUCACAGGAGAUGAAGGAGAUGAUGGAUUAGAUCUUUAUAUUCGUAUGCCGGAGUCGGAGUUAGGACAUGACGGCCGAAAGAUGAAUAAAGUAGUUCUGAUUGUUGUGAUUGGAGGUGUAUCUAUGAUGCUCUUUCUUGGCUAUUGCUUUCUCAGAAGGAGAAACAUAAAUGGGAAAUCAUAUAGAAACCAAACAAUAACUGAUCGGAAUGGAAGCGAGGACGAAGAUUUGGAGCUUCCUUUGUUCGAUCUUUCGACAAUUAAUGUUUCAACUGAUUACUUCUCAGUGAGCAAUAAACUUGGAGAAGGUGGUUUUGGUCCUGUUUAUAGAGGCAAGCUAGAAGAUGGUCAAGAAAUUGCUGUGAAAAGAUUAUCAAUGAGUUCGAAACAAGGCCUAAAUGAGUUAAAAAAUGAAGUAAAGCUAAUCGCACAACUUCAGCAUCGAAAUCUUGUAAAACUUCUUGGUUGUUGCAUUCAAGGAGAUGAGAACUUGCUAGUUUAUGAAUACAUGCCCAACAAAAGCCUCGACUCUUUCAUUUUUGAUCAAAAUCAAGGAAAACUACUUGAAUGGUGUAAGCGCUUUCAAAUUAUUUGUGGAAUUGCUCGGGGGCUUGUUUAUCUUCACCAAGAUUCAAGAUUAAGAAUAAUACACAGAGAUCUCAAAGUUAGUAAUAUUUUACUUGACAGUGAGCUAAACCCUAAGAUUUCUGACUUUGGGUUAGCUAGAAUAUUUGGAGGAGAUCAAAUAGAAGAUAGGACGAAGAGAAUAAUUGGAACUUAUGGCUACAUGGCGCCAGAAUAUAUUUCCGAUGGACUAUUUUCUAUAAAAUCUGAUGUUUUUAGCUUCGGUAUAAUGGUGUUAGAAAUUGUAUGCGGAAAGAAAACAAGAGGUUUUCACCAUGAAAACAAAGGCUUUACGCUCAUUGGACAUGCAUGGACGUUGUUCAAAGAUGGCCGCCCAUUAGAAUUAAUUGAUAAGUACUUGAUAUCUUCUUAUGACAACUUUCAUGAAGUGUUACGGUGCAUCCAUAUUAGUCUUCUAUGCGUGCAACAAAAUCCUGUGGAUAGACCAACAAUGUCGUCAGUCGUCUUGAUGUUGGGUAGCCUUAGUGAGCUGCCUCAACCAAAUCCACCAGGCUAUUUCAUGGAGAUAGAUUCGACAAAAAGAGAUCAUUCGGGUAGUAGACCUGAAUUGUCUUCCACAAAUGAUAUGAGCAUAACACUACUUGAGGCUCGAUGAGCUCUAAUGCAGAAUUACAUAACAUGCACCUUCCCAUAUAUUAUGUAGAAAAUGAUAAAUAAUGUUCAUGGCAUGUACAUUUGUUUUUUUAAUCUUCUUUUAGUCCAUGCUUUUAUAAUAAUGUACUUGUGAUGAAGGCAUGUACUCAAUUUUUUUUUAAUUUCUAAAAUAUAGUUUAAAUAAAUAAAUUGUCAUAUCUACUAUAU